ACCCUUUCAACGGAUAUAACCCCUUCUGGACUCGUCCUCCUCCUCCUUCGCUACCGAAUCUUAACCCGACCCGAAUUCCAACUGCAGUUUUCCCCCAAAUUCUCACUCCCUUCUCCGAGAUGGCUCCUGCAAAUCCCGAAACCUGGACUCACGAACCCUCUAUCAUUAAGGAGGAUGAACUUCGAGAAAUGGUCGUGCUUCUGGGCAAGGCCUUCCAGGUCCACCAUCCCGAUGCCGUCGGGGGGAUUAGUUUAUCCUACAAUCCAAACCCCCAGAAGUAUAUGGUCAUGCAAUAUCACUCUGUGGAGAACGGGUUCAGAUUACCCCUCCAUGGGGAACCUUCUCCUGAAAGGUCAAAGGCUUCUCCUGCUAUAGAAUCCGGUCCAGCCGGGAGCUCCUCCGGGGUUCAAACCCUGGGUGACUUCACUGCCUUGGCCAUCCGCAAGCCGACUGUUGCUCUGGAGGCUGUCCCCAUCUCUGCUAUCCCUGGGCUGAGGAGGCCCAUUCCCCCCCUGUCUACUUCUUUAGGUACUCAGAAUACCACCCCCGUUGCUGCACCCGGAGGUUUUGAGCUACCCAACCCGGAUAGCUUGGACCAUCAGGCAGAUAAACUCUCAGACCAAGCACCACUCAAAAAGCCAGCGGCGCAGUCUCAGCCUGAGGCAAGCAAUACCUCCCCACAAACUGCAACUGCUCCCCCAGAAGUGGAGAAAGAAGUUGAGGGGCAGAAAGAACCAGAGAUUUCUUCUACGAUAGAGAAGGAGGUUGACGCGCAGACAGAACUGGAAACUCCCCCCUUGAAGGAGAAUGAGGUCGAAGAGCAGAGGGCUACGGGAGCUCCCCCAGAAAUGAAAAGAGAGCCCGAGAAACAAUCAGAGCCGGAAGGACAGUGUUCUACUGCCACACCUCCAGCCUUCAAUGUCCCCAUCCAGCGUAAGUUCACACCGCAAACUUAUCCCGCUUUCAAGGAAGGAUGGGCUGGGUUCUCUCGCGGUUUUGCCUCCCAUGGGACCAUUCAAGCAAAUCUGGAGAAGAUGAAGGAGUCGUUAAAGGAGCCCACAAUCCCUCAGGCUCGUCCCAACCUGCUUGCCCUCAAUGCUCUUUACUCCAUGGAGCAGGCCCAACAAUCGCUCCUCACCCUCACUAAGGAGUACCUGGGUGGAGCAUUAGGGAACUACCGGGCCGUGGUGGCCCUGAAGGAGAAGGAGUUGGCGGCCAGGGCUCUGCAACAGAAAGUUGAUUCUCUGGAGCAACUAGCUCAGGCCCUUCAAGAAGAAAAUGCCCGGCUCAAGGAAAAUUGCUCUACGGAACUAGCAGCUGAAAGGUCCAGAGUCCAGUCCCUGCAAGAGCAAAUUGCUGCUUAUCAAAGGGGGACUCAAGAUCUGGAAAUGCAGUUCGACAGAUUCCGGGCACAAAUCUCCAUUCUGGAAUCAAAGGCCUCAGCUUCAGAAGACAAGGAGGCCAAGUAUGAGGGCUCCCGUCUUAACGAACUCGCGUUGAAGCACAUGGAGGCGAGACGGCUUACCCUCGAGAAGUUGGGGAAAGAGAGACAGACUGCCAGCGAGCUCCAGUCAAGGAUGGGUGAACUAGAGAAGGCAAUUGCUGCCCAUCAAGAGGAGGUUGUCACCCUGACUGCCCGUGCUGAAGCCCUUUAUGAAGAAGGGAAAUUUGACAUGCAACACUGCAUUUAUGAGGCGGUCUGGAGUGGUCUUCCAGCUCACCGAUCCUUGGAUGAUUUCAUCUCAUACUACGGGUUACCUCUUCCUCUUUCUCCCCCGGAUUCUCGGAGGAGAACCAUCCUCAUCUCCCCCAACAGGCAUCAGAGGGUACUCCUCCGGAUUCCGGCGUGCUUCCUAACGGUGCCAGGACGGAAGUUUCUUCUGGCUGUCUGGGCGCGUCCCGUCCGCAAAAGAGACGCAAUCCCUACUCAGGAGCUUCCCGGUUGGUCUCAGAUGGGCCCAGCCAACCGGCUUAUGCACUUAAGUGGUGAAAAACUCUGGUCAAACAUUGGGAAUCCUCAACCGCUUCGUUCGCCAAUCGCUUGGUCUUUUACAUCUUUUAACUGCAUCCAUCACUUCCCAACAAUCCUUUCCCCCUUCACUAUAAAUGGGAAAGGAUGGUUUGCUGCUGGUUCAUCCCUUUCUGAUUUCUUCACCAUGGCCAGUAAAUCUCAGAGUAAAGUCUUCAUCGACCUAACCCAUUCUGGGACAUCUUCUUCUUCGGAUGACGAUCUCUCCGCCUCUCCGGCUCAAUCCAAUGACUUGGCUGGGUUGAGUCCUGACGAGUUCUCAAGACUUUAUCCAGCACCUCGUCUUCCUGCACCAUCUCCUCCUAGUCCACCCAGGCUUCCAUCCGGGGGAUAGAUUGGGACUCUAUGACCCUUCAAGACUUCGCCUUGUACCAGAGGAUGCGCAGGGCCAAACUUGGGCGUUCUUUGCCGACUGCCGAGGCGGAGCCUUCGCGUGAAAUCCGGACUGCUUCUCCAAACUUGCUGAAGUCUCUCAAUGAUGGUUCUUCAUUGGGAGUUCCAGCUCCUCGUCCAGGGAUGUGGGAAGACAAUGACAUAGAGGAAGCAGCUGAUUCCACCGCGUGCCCCUCGUCGAAGAAAAGGAGCCCAUGGAA
Molecule: messenger RNA, 2622 nt
Organism: Cuscuta campestris
Lineage: Eukaryota; Viridiplantae; Streptophyta; Magnoliopsida; Solanales; Convolvulaceae
Source: the annotation of a GenBank genome assembly